Molecule: messenger RNA, 3249 nt
Organism: Saccharomycodes ludwigii
Lineage: Eukaryota; Fungi; Ascomycota; Saccharomycetes; Saccharomycodales; Saccharomycodaceae
Gene: RTT107
Product: Rtt107p
Exons: 1
Coding region: 1-3249 (1082 amino acids)
Biological process (GO): DNA double-strand break attachment to nuclear envelope; double-strand break repair
Cellular component (GO): nucleus; Cul8-RING ubiquitin ligase complex
Source: RefSeq, a predicted model, not a curated record
AUGAUCAACCAGAUUAAGGGCUGCGAUACCAUAUUCCAAGGUUUAGAAUUUUUAAUUAUAAAUGAUCAUUCAUAUUCGAUUGAAGAAAUACUAAUACCAGUUUUUAUUAAGACUGGAUUAACCAAAUAUAAAAUAAUAGAUAUUGUUGGCUCGGCUGACAAAAAUGAAAACAAAGAUUUCCCAAAAACUUCCGAACAAUUCAUUUCCCAAUAUGGUGGCAAUAUAAGUUGUAUUAUCUCACCACAUACUAAUUUCCCCUUCUACAAACUAGCUACAUGCCAAUUGUUAAUACCAGUGGCGAAACCAGAAUGGUGUAAAUCAUGUGAAUUAACAAAAAAAUUUUUAAGACCUAUUGGAUAUUCACCAGAUCCAAUCCAUAUUUUAAAAAAUACGCAGAUCUAUGUAUCUCAUCAAGCCUUUAAUAAUCACGAGAGUUUUCUUAUACAAAUAAUUAUCAACUAUUUAGGUGGGUUUACCAUUGAUUUUUUGUCCACUAGAGUCACUCAUAUCAUUGCAUUAAAUGAAAAUGAUCCUUCGAUCAUGGCUGUUGAAACUACAAAAAGAGACACAAACACUAAAAAUAAUAUUAUCAGUAAUAUAAAGUAUGUCUACCCCACAUGGCUUCUACAUUGCUUUAAAUCUUUACAAUUGGUUGACGAGGAGCAACAUUUAAUAAAAAUAAAAGAUAUUUCUGGUAGCAUGGAUAUCGAUGAUGUGAGCGAUAAUAGUGUAAAUACCAAUUCUAUUUUCGCGGUCCCAGAAAAAUGUUGGACUAUUAUUGAUAAUUUAGAGUAUAAUUUUGAAUCCUCAAUAUUCGAGCGACAAGCUUUUAAAAUUUCUUUUGAUUUGCAGUUACAUCCACAAUUUUAUAAGUUUUUUAAAAAAUUACUAACACAUUGUGGUGGAAUUGUUUCUGAUAACCAUAAAUUUCACGAUUGUUACAUUGGGUAUUCCACUUUUGCUAAGGAUUAUCCACAAAACGAUCAACAAGAAUACUCUAAUAUUGGAAAUAUAUGGUGGAUAUUUUAUAUGUUAAAAAUAAAUGAGUUCAGACCACCAACAGAUAAUUUAUUAUAUCAGCCAUUUAAACCGAUAUCUAACACUUUUGACAAAAAAGUUGUCGCUUGCUAUUCGAACUACAUAGGACAACAAAGAUUUUAUCUAUCUAUGCUAGUCAACGUAAUGCAGGGAGAAAUUACAGGUGAUUUUUCUAGAAAAAAUACUGUUUUAAUAUCUAGGCUACCAGUUGGGUUGAAAUAUGAAACAGCAAGAAGUGAGACCUGGAAUAUUCCCGUAGUUAAUCAUUAUUGGCUAGAAAAAUCCUAUUUAUGUGGUGAAUUUUUGCAAUACGAUUCUGAUCCAUAUUUCCGAAAAAUUCCAUUAGAAGUCGGGGAUGCUGGUAUUGGGAAUUCUGUGUAUCCAGGACAAUUAGGGGCAAAACCUUGUUGGGAUUCUAUUAGUAACGAUGAUUCUACUUUUGAAAACGCUAGCACCAAUACAGGAUUACCUUUACCAGAGGUAGUCUCAUUAGAUAAUAAUAGUGAUAAUGAUAAUAAUAGUGAUAAGAAUAAUGAUAAUAAUAAUAAUAAUAAUAAUAAUAAUAAUAAUAAUAAUAAUGAUAAUAAUGAUAAUAAUAAUAAUAAUAAUAAUGGUAAUGAUAAUAAUAAUAAUGAUAAUAAUAAUAAUAGUAAUAAUAAUAAUAGUAAUAAUAUUAAUGAUAACAGCAUGGAAGAUAUAGCUGUUGAUAAAAAAAACGAAACUUAUAACUCUGAAAAUAAGUUUGUUGAUACCGCUGCCUAUAAUGAAAUUAGAAGCAAAAAAGAUACAGAAAAUUCGGAUACAAAGGAAAUAUUCACAAAAGACGAAAUCAAGGUUGAAGAGGGUCAACAAAGAGAUUUAGUAAAUAUAGAGGAUAAAGCAUUGCCGAAUAAUGCUGAAACUUUUGAUUUAACUGUUCCAACCCUUGAGUCCACCAAUGAUUUCAACGUAAGUGGCCAUGUAACAUUACUAAAACAGAUACAAACGCCACCAACAAAUUCAACUAAUGCUGUACAGCCAACAGAUAAACAAGCCAUUAUUACCACCUCCGUACCGUCCUCGUCACCGAUCUCUGUGGAAGUGACUUCAUCUUCUCGCAAAGCAAAAACAAAGGCAUUUCAAAAAUUACAUACGGAUAUUGAAAAUUUAAAUGCAUUUCAGAAGCAAAUGUCUUACUCCAGCGGUAAUAGUGCUCAUAAUAAAGGCGGAAUGACAGCAGGCAACAAAAGAAAGGCAUCUGAUGUUUUAUUAUUAACGCCUCACGAGAAGGAAGAAAGAGAUAAUUUGCAUAAAAAAUUGAAAAGCAUAGAAAACAUGUUAACUGAAAAUAAAAUUGGUGUAUCAGGCGAAAAACAGUAUUUGACUAAUGGUACCAAGAAAAAUGGCAAAAAAAUAUAUGAUAUAAAAGCAUUAGUUACCGGUACUAAAAAAGAUAAACACGUCAGUGAUCUGGAAAUACAAAUGCUGCAGAAAAUAGGCAUAGAAAUAAUUGAUGAUAUAGAUACCAAUGACAGUAGUGUUUGCAAUAAAAAGUUAAAUGCCAUAAUUGCACCUAAAAAACUAAGGACUGCUAAGUUUUUGAAAAGUUUUGGAUUUCAACCAUUAAAAUAUUGCCUAUUACCACAGUUUAUCAAUAAAGUUUUGGAAAUACUUGAAAGGAGUUCGCUUCCACAGAUUCUUAAUGGAGAUAUUGAACAAAAUGUCAUAAUUUUCCCUAAACCUGAAGACUAUUUUAUACCUGAGAUGGAUAUGGAUUUAAUUAGGGAAAAAACAGCUUUGAAAAAUCAUAAGAUAUUUGAGAGAUGUAAUUUUAUAAAUGUCCAUAUCUCACAGGAUAUCCCAGGUGGUGUAAAUACGAUAGGAAAUAUUUUGAAAAACAAUGGUGUACAACAAGUCAAACCGGUAACUAAUGUGUCAAAUAAUAAGACUAAGUUUAAAGAUUUAAUUAAAAACAUUAAAAUGUUUGAAACUGGAAAUACUGGUACCAAAAACAGGAAGUUGGUUAUGAGUAAAGACGCUGAUGAAUAUGUACCUGAUUAUAUUUUUAUUGUAACCAAGUCAUCACAGGCGAAAUAUUAUAGUAAAUUAUGUCGUAAUGAUGGUAAUAAAAAUAACAAGGUGUUAAUAGUCGAGUGGAAUUGGUGUGUAAAAGCUAUUUUCGAUCUAGACGUUGAUUAUAAUGAACCAGAGUUUGUUAUCAUAAAACGUUGA